AUGGUGGGGCAAUGGGGGAAAGAAGAUGAUGAAGAGGUGACGAUCAGAUGCUAUGAUGAUCGUAGGGACAGAAUUGAAAUGGAUUGUGUGGAGAAAAGUUGUGAGAUUGGUCAUGACCACCAAACUUUUCUCUUCACUGACACUUUAGGUGAUCCCAUCUGCAGAAUCAGAAACACUCCUCUCUUCACUAUGCUGGUGGCAGAAGUUGGGAAGAAGCUGGUGGGUUCCAUACAAGGCUCGGUAAAGCCAGUGAAGUUCCAUGACAAGUCAGUGAAAGUGGGUUACGUUCUUGGUCUGAGAGUUGUCCCGCCGUAUCGACGUCGUGGCAUUGGUUCGAUUCUGGUGAGAAAGAUGGAGGAAUGGUUCGUAGUUCACAAUGCUGACUUUGCUUACAUGGCUACUGAAAAGGACAAUGAGGCCUCUCUUGGUCUCUUCGUCGGAAGACAUGGCUAUGUCAUCUUCAGAAACCCGACGAUUCUCGUCAACCCGGUCAAUCGUGCUCGGGGUUUGAAACUUCCUUCUGAUAUCGGAAUAAGGAAGCUAAAGGUGAAAGAAGCUGCGUCAUGGUACCGGAGACACGUGGCAUCAACGACAGAGUUUUUCCCUGAGGACAUAGACAAAAUCUUAGGGAACAAGUUAAGUAUCGGGACAUGGUUGGCUUAUUACAACAAGGACGUGGACAACAUGGAAAGCUGGGCAAUAGUUAGUGUGUGGGACAGUAGCAAAGUGUUCAAACUCAGGAUCGGAAAAGCUCCUUUAAGCUAUUUGAUUCUCACCAAAGUUUGCAACUUUCUCGGUGGAUUCUUGCCGUUCUUGGGAUUUCCUGAUUUGUUUACUCCGUUUGGGUUUUAUUUCCUCUAUGGGGUUCACAUGGAAGGUCCGUUACGUGGGAAACUCGUUAGGGCUUUGUGUGAGCAUAUUCAUAACAUAGCUGCGUCGUCAAAUCACGGUGGUGCGUGUAAAGUCGUGGUGGUGGAGGUCGACGGGGAUGAUGAUGAUCAUCAUUCUCUUUUGCGGAAAUGUGUUCCGCAUUGGAAAAUGCUUUCGUGUGAUGAUGACACGUGGUGUAUCAAGCCGUUGAAAUGUGAGGAGAAGAUGGCUGGUCUGAGUGAAUUUACCAAUAUGCCCUUGGGUUCGAACUCGGGGUCGUCACUCUUUGUGGAUCCAAGAGAUGUGUAG
This is a messenger RNA of Arabis nemorensis, 1179 nucleotides long. NCBI's taxonomy places the organism in Eukaryota, Viridiplantae, Streptophyta, Magnoliopsida, Brassicales, Brassicaceae. The record is from the annotation of a GenBank genome assembly.